This is a messenger RNA of Seminavis robusta, 333 nucleotides long. The record is from the annotation of a GenBank genome assembly. NCBI's taxonomy places the organism in Eukaryota, Bacillariophyta, Bacillariophyceae, Naviculales, Naviculaceae.
AUGAGAUCCACUGUCCUCUGGACCAGAGCAAGAGGGCGCAAAGGAGGUGCUAGUAGAGUUCACCCUGUAAAGCUUGAUUCGACAGAUUCAUCCACCAAGUUCUACGCUGUGAUCAAUGAUGAGCCCGUUGACUUUGGAGACAUGAAUCCCACUGGUGAUGGAGAGCCCCAGUCCGGAACCACUGACAGUGGCAUUCAAUGGACUCGAGUUACCCCCGAAGAGUCUCUCAGUGUGAAUGCCGGGCCCACCGAUGACAAGAAGCACACUAUCACCCUGUCCGUCCCAUCUGAUUUGAUUGAGGAUGAUUCUCACACAUCCUCGUCUACGCUGUGA